AACAAGAUGAGUUACGAUCGCGCUAUUACUGUAUUUAGCCCUGAUGGGCACUUGAUGCAAGUGGAGUAUGCCAUGGAAACGGUAAAGAAGGGCGGUUGUGUAGUUGGCGUCAAGGGUGUAGAUAAUGUAGUCCUAGCAGCUGAACGCAAGACUACAACCAAAUUGCAAAUUCCAAGAAGCUCCAAAAAAAUAUUACAGCUAGAUGAUAAUAUGGCAGUAGCCUUCGCAGGACUUAACGCAGACGCAAGAGUACUCAUCAAUAAGACAAGACUUGAAUGUCAGAGGUAUCGUCUAAACGCUGACGAGGUGGCGUCAGUGGGAUAUAUUGCAAAGUACAUCGCAAGACUCCAACAGAAAUACACACAUAGAGGCGGAGUACGCUUAUUCGGAGUGGCGCUGCUAAUAAUUGGAUAUGACUCCAAUGGCAAACCUGGUCUAUACCAAACUGAGCCCUCGGGAAUACAUUCCUCGUGGAAGGCACAGUCUAUCGGAAGAGGGUCAAAGAGCGCGCAAGAGUUUUUAGAGAUCAAUUAUAAAGAGGGUAUGAACGUGGAAGAAAGCGUAACGCUAUCCAUCAAGGCACUCGUAGAGGUCAUGGAAGUGUCAGCCAAGAACAUAGAAGUUGCGAUACUAGGACCAACGGGAUUGCAAAUACUCGAUGAAGAGGCAAUUUCACAUGUUCUCAAGAAUAUUAACGAAGCUAAAGCUGCUCAGUGAUUACGUCUUUUCUAUCACUACUUGGUGUCUCAACUGAUAUUGGUUGGACAUGCAUUAAGCCGCUUUCGUGAACUCAUCAACAGCAAACUAACGCUCCAUAUAAUGUAAUAA
This is a messenger RNA of Babesia bovis T2Bo, 828 nucleotides long. RefSeq names its product 20S proteasome A-type and B-type family protein. Gene Ontology annotation, cellular component: nucleus; proteasome core complex; proteasome core complex, alpha-subunit complex. Bases 7 to 717 code for a protein of 236 amino acids. The transcript has 5 exons. The record is from RefSeq and is a predicted model, not a curated record. Lineage: Eukaryota; Apicomplexa; Aconoidasida; Piroplasmida; Babesiidae. Gene Ontology annotation, biological process: ubiquitin-dependent protein catabolic process.